AUGCCGUCGCUCCAGACUCUUCCACCAGAGCUUCUUCUUGCUAUAGGUGACCGACUGGAGGAAAGGGACAUCUACGCUUUGCUGCUGGUCAAUCGCCGAUUUUCACGCGUCUUCCUGAAUUACUUGUACUGUCAUAACCGUAUCCGCCAAGGCUCCUCUGCCCUCAUCUGGGGCAUGAAUCAUGAGAACGAAGGCGUGGUGAGGCGUGCUCUCGCUCAGAAUCCCACCUGGCGCCCCGAGUCGGAGCGGGCGCGUCACUUUCGGUUUCUAUUCCAUCUCUGUGUUGCCCGUGGGCAACAUAGGAUUGUCCGCAGCAUCCUGAGGCACCGGGUCUGCCGCUGCUUACAAUCUUGUCUUGAAGAAACAGAGUCCCUGGCCAACGACCUUGGAUAUUAUGAUCUUGCCGACGAGAUCAUGCACUGCCGUUUCGCUAACAAUAACGCAUGA
This is a messenger RNA of Penicillium cosmopolitanum, 447 nucleotides long. RefSeq lists its product as uncharacterized. Bases 1 to 447 code for a protein of 148 amino acids. The record is from RefSeq and is a predicted model, not a curated record. NCBI's taxonomy places the organism in Eukaryota, Fungi, Ascomycota, Eurotiomycetes, Eurotiales, Aspergillaceae. Gene Ontology annotation, molecular function: protein binding. The transcript has a single exon.